Messenger RNA from Diaporthe amygdali, 1923 nucleotides. RefSeq lists its product as uncharacterized. Gene Ontology annotation, biological process: basic amino acid transport; transmembrane transport. Bases 1 to 1923 code for a protein of 640 amino acids. Gene Ontology annotation, cellular component: fungal-type vacuole membrane. Gene Ontology annotation, molecular function: basic amino acid transmembrane transporter activity. Lineage: Eukaryota; Fungi; Ascomycota; Sordariomycetes; Diaporthales; Diaporthaceae. The transcript has 3 exons. The record is from RefSeq and is a predicted model, not a curated record.
AUGAUCCUCGCAUAUCGUUGGGCGCGCAAGAAGUACCAGGAGCGCCAACAAGUGCAUGACGAUGAGCCGUUGCAAUCGCCUCCGACCAACACGAUAGAGCUCCCUCGGCAGUCGCGUUCAGAAGCCGCGGUGCGAAAUUUUGCGACAAGGGAGACUUCCAUGAGCUUCGACUCGCCCUCAAAUCCAACCACCAACAGCAGCCCGGCCGUCACUAAAGACGCCAAGGCCGGGAGCAAGACCGAGAAACCGGAAGCCUCCCCGGAAGUAAAGGCGGAACAGCGACGCCGGAGGGUCUAUCGAUGGAAAAUUGUCGUUGGCCUCGUUGCGCCCUUCACUCUCCAGAGCCUUGAUACUACCAUCAUUGCCUCUGCACUUUCCUUCAUAGCAUCUGACUUCAAUCAACUUUCACAACUCAACUGGAUCAUCUCUGUCUUUAAUCUCACUUCCGCCGCCUUCCUCCCCUUUUGGGCUCAAAUAGCAGACAUCUUUGGUCGGCACGCUACAAUCCAUGCAACCAUCGUGCUUAUGAUGAUCGGUUCCGCCAUCUGCACCGGUGCUCCUACCAAUGCCUUUGGUGUGCUCUUACUCGGCCGAGCUAUUCAGGGCGUCGGCGCUGCGGGCGUCAAUAUCAGCGUACGAGUUAUACUGGCGGAUAAGGUCUCGCUGGCCGACUAUGCACUUAACUGGACGGUGUUCGCUCUCUUCUCCGGCGUGGGCUUCAGCAUAGGCCCCGUAAUUGGCGGCUACUUGACACAGGCAAAUUGGAGGUGGUGCUUCGCCAUCAACCUCCCUGUGGGAGUCCUCGCGAUCGUGCUCGUCGUUGUGGUCCUGCGCCACGAGCUGCUGGGCCCGCAGCCGAUACCCGAGCUCGAGGGUGAAGGGAACCGUCCUAUGGGCAGGCGCGCGAGGUUCGGCGCGAGGCUCCUGACCAUCGACUAUAUCGGCCAGCUGCUCUUCCUCUUCGGCCUGGGCCUGCUCAUCCUAGCAUUUACCUGGGCGGGCGACACAUAUGGCUGGGGCUCGGCCGCUGUACUCGCGCCACUUGUGGUCGGUAGUGUGCUCAGCGUCGCGUGGGUCCUCUAUGAGUACUCGAUGGCCCCGCCUCACCUAAUGUCACGCGUUUUCCGCUCCCAGAGAGCAAUGAUGCCAUGGGAGCUCCUCGAAAAACGGGAUAUAUCCUUGUUGUUCUUUGUGAACUUCGAUCUUGGAGUAUCCAUGUUCGCUGUGAUGUAUUUCAUGGAUCUUUACUUUGCACUUGUAGAAGGCCACAGUGCAAGUAAAGCUGGGUUAGCAUUGUUAUACUUUCUCCCCGGGCUCGGAGCUGGUGCAUAUACGGCCAUGUUUUCCAUUAAUGUGUGGCCACGUCAAACCCUUCACCCCCUCCUUCUCGGGGCCAUUACAUCUUCUGUGGGUAUCACAGUCCUGGCUUGGGCAAUUUCAGCUGAAACAACUAAUACAAUCUACGGCAUGAUGGCGCUCACAGGCUUCGGUGUGGGCGUUCGUCUCAGCCCUGCUUCGAUGCACGGUCUGGCUUACUUCCCGGCCAGCACGGCUGCUAUCACCUCCUUGUUCUCUUUUGCUGUGCCGUUCGGGGGCAUGAUCGCCUUGACGCUGAUGAGCACCGUAUUCAACAACAAGAGUGACAUGGACCCGAAGAGUGGAAUCUCGUGGGCUUUCGUUGCGUUGAUCCCAAUUGUAUGGCUUUGCGCACUUCUGACCACGUUUCUUGGUAACGUCUGGGUGAAUAAGGAAGGAGAUCAUGAGGUGGUGAACGGAGCGUAUUUUUGGAGCGUUUUCACGCGGAAGAGUCUGAAGAAGGAGAGGAGAACGCGUGAUGGUGCUGGCUGGGGAGGUGUUCUUGCCCGCACUGAGACUCAGACCGUUGUGACUGGUGAGGAUCGCAGGAAUGCCGAGACUGUGUGA